This is a messenger RNA of Pichia kudriavzevii, 1032 nucleotides long. RefSeq lists its product as uncharacterized. The record is from RefSeq and is a predicted model, not a curated record. Lineage: Eukaryota; Fungi; Ascomycota; Pichiomycetes; Pichiales; Pichiaceae. Gene Ontology annotation, cellular component: extracellular region. Gene Ontology annotation, molecular function: cellulose binding. The transcript has a single exon. Gene Ontology annotation, biological process: carbohydrate metabolic process. The coding region runs from base 1 to 1032 and encodes 343 amino acids.
AUGAACUCCAAACUAAUAAUCGCCGUUGCAUCUGCCCUAUUUGGAACCGUCAAUGCAGUACCAACUACUUAUUCAAACUCCUCCAUCACUCCAGUCGAUUUUGUCUCGGGUACAUACCCGGACGCAACACCAGUGGACGUCCAUCCAAGAUGUCCAAACUUAAACUUCAACUGGAAAAACCAGGGCACUGUUUAUCCUCCAGCAGCGGGUGAAGUCACCUCCGCUGAAUCUUUAGGAAACGGUGAUUACGAAAUCGUUUUCCAGUUCCAUGCUGCUGACUGUCCUCCAAUCUCUAACUUGGACCAACUUGCAAUCAUCGGUGUCGACUCCCCAGAGAAACAAACAUACCUCCUACACGAUUCAAACCAAAAGAUAAACAGAAUCGUCGACUCCUGCAGCUGGGCUGCAAAGUUUGUCGUUUAUGGCGAAAAGGAAAACAACAAAGUAUGUGUUCCUGGUUUCCAAAUCCACUACUCGUGGUUCUCUGGCUUGGCGUCCUCCGAAUACGCAUCCUCAUUCAAGUACAACGAAGCUUACGAAUAUUCAAUGGGUUGUGUCCAUGAUAACAACAACAACGCCCAAACAGACUUCCCUCAAUACUGCUUUGACGCUGACAUCUUACCUUCAACUCCUUCUAACUCGUCCUCCAUCCCAGCUACUUCUGCUCCUGCAUCUACCUCUUCUGCUCCUCAAACUUGUUUACCUGCUUGGUCCCAAUGUGGCGGCCAAGAUUGGUUGGGCAUAUCCGAAUGUUGUGGCGACUUUGUAUGCGAAAAAUCAAACGACUACUACUCCCAAUGUGUUCCAAAGCAAACUACCUUGUCCUCUUCAGCUCCUUGUACAAUUACCUUGACUCGUUCUAGUUCUUCCUCUACUGCUACCGCAUCAGAAGUAACUUUACCUGCAAGUCAAGCUGAAUUGUACUACCAAUGUGGCGGUAAGAGCUGGUCCGGCCCAACAGCUUGUGUCGAAGGCGCAACCUGUUCCUCUAUGAACCCAUGGUACUACCAAUGUGUCCAAACUGCUUAUUGA